Molecule: messenger RNA, 2879 nt
Organism: Cryptomeria japonica (Japanese cedar)
Lineage: Eukaryota; Viridiplantae; Streptophyta; Pinopsida; Cupressales; Cupressaceae
Product: nuclear pore complex protein NUP88
Exons: 10
Coding region: 94-2511 (805 amino acids)
Biological process (GO): ribosomal large subunit export from nucleus; mRNA export from nucleus; protein import into nucleus
Cellular component (GO): nuclear pore
Molecular function (GO): protein binding; structural constituent of nuclear pore
Source: RefSeq, a predicted model, not a curated record
CCCAUUUGAAUCUCACUUUUAUUACUUCUGCACUUUGUUUUUCGAAUCAACACAAAUUGCUGCCCGCUGCAGAAAAAGCAGAAAACAGAAGCCAUGGUGGAGGAGAAUGAGGAAUGGAUAGAGCUGCAAUCACAUCCUAUAUUUAACAGCAGUCUCCACUCCAAUGCCAUUUCCAACGUGAACGGUUCGUUUAAACUGGGGACCCCCAGACUGCCAUUAAAUCUCAUGGCAUGGGAUGCUUCAACUCGUCUUCUGCUCUGGAACUGUACCCAACAAUCAUUACACUCUCUGUCCAUACGCUGCUCACAUGGCACCAUACAGGCUGCCUCACAAGUAAAGACGUUGCAACCCAACAUGAAGGUGAAUUUUCAAGUCCGAUAUAUGGCUAUUAACAGAACUGGCCAAGCAGUUGUCCUUGCUGGUGAUGGAAGCUUAAUGGUUUUAUUCAUGAAUGACCGAAUUCCAUCUUCUGCUGGUGAUGGUCUGUACAGAGCAUCUGUUAUUGGGUCAAAAGGAGUAUUCUCCUCCAAAGAAAGUAAAACAUUGCGGAUUUUGCAAGUAACAUGGCAUCCUCACAGUGAUACACAUUUGGGGAUUCUUUCUUCAGAUGGUGUUUUUAGAAUUUUUGACUUAUCUUCAGAUUUGGAGAUUCCAGAGCAGGAGUACCACCUACAGCCAGCAGCUUAUCCCAAACUCACAAGCACAGUCACAAUACGUCCUGUAGCAUUUGCUUUUGGUGGUGAACAUUUAUGGGACAGAUUUACUGUAUUUAUUCUUUUUAGCAAUUGUUCUGUUUAUGCUCUUUGUCCAGUGGUUCCUUUUGGAAGUAUUUAUGUUAGUGCAGCUAUAGAAGAGAUUUAUAAAGAUGCUUGUGUGUCAGGAUUUCAUUCAAAUUCGAUUGGUUCUAAGGCUUCAAGCAAUGCUAGUUUUGCUAUUGCUUGGCUGGAAGCUGUGUUUCCUGAACUAGUUGACUUUUCAGAUGAUCUAGUAGCUGAAAGACUUAGAUUACUGGGCCUGAAGGCUCGUGCCUAUGUUCCAUUUGAUGCUUCUAUUUCAUUACAGGGUCCUCUUCCUAUGGUCUUAGACAGCAAUACAAACACUGGUGGUGAUGAACCUACAAAGCAUAGGCAUCGUGCAGUUGGUUUCUUGUACAACUCAAUUCAUAAAGAUAGUAUUUUAGCUAUCAGCUUGAGUGAUGGCCAAAUGCAAAUCUAUGCUCUUGCAGAUGAGAUGCAACCUGUUUGGAACAUAGGGAGCUCACCGCAGUUACGGAUAGAGGAUGACAAACUGCUCUCAGUUGCUAUGAUUGCUGAGGUUAAGUUAGAAAAUACUUCAUAUGUAGGCAGUGGAUAUGGGAGCAACCAGGAUAUUGUGAACAAUCCAUGGAUAGGUGAACCACCUCAUUUGCUACAGCUGGCAGUGAUUGACUUUGCAUUGCCAACAACUUUGUUAGAAACUGCUCCCCUUUCCCUUUUACCUGACCCUAUAAUCCCUGAAAGACUCUACUGCUAUCAUGCAGCAGGGAUAGAUGCUUUAUUGUUGCAUUGGCUUCCAUUUUCUGACCGGACUACAGACAGAAGUUCACCUGGUAAAGCUCCUUCUGUAUUUCCUGUUCUAGAGACAUGUCCUACUGAAGAUUCUGUUCCUAUGCCACUGCUUGGUGUCACGACUCUUUUAGAUUCAUUUGGUAAGGCAUGGCUUAUAGCACUUACCUCAGCAUGUGAGUGCGCUGUAAUAGAGAUGAAGGUUCAGAGAGAAUUAUUUCCUCUUCGAAUUGAAGGCUGCAAAGGAACUGAUCAGGGUUUAGAAGCUUCUGAAACAGUAAAUUCAGAGAAUAUGAGUAGAGAACUGCUACUUGGGCCAAAAGAGAUUCCUAUUCCUCAAGUUCCAGUAUCAAUGCGGCAUUUGACUGCAGACUCGAUUGAAGGCCGUUCUAUCCUUCAUGACCAUUGCAAAUUACUUCAUGAGAAAUAUGUUGAAUAUGCACAUAAGGUGUACGUGGAACUCAAAAAUCAUGGUGUCCGGCUAAACAAAGUUGUGGAUGAUCAGCAGUUGCGUUUGCAGGAAUUGGAGGAGAAGUUGCAAAAUGUUCAGAAGGAUAAGAAUUAUCUAAGAGAGCGAAUAAUGAAUGCUAUUGAGGUAAACAUGCAGCUAAACAAACGCCUAAAGAAAGUUAGCAACUUACCAGGAGUGAAGAAAAAACCUCUUACAGCUGCAGAGCUUGAAUUUAAAUCUCAGAUUGAUAUGAUAAACUAUGAGGACUUGGAUGUCCUUCAGUCAGCUAUUGAGGGCCUAAAUUCUCGAUUUGAACGAUACAUGCGAAUAUCUCAGCCACGCAUGAAAAACAUAUCAACUGAAAGUGUUGGAGGAAGAAAGCUGGCUAUGCCAGAAACUCAAAUGUCACGUUUGAAAACAGCAGUUGGAAAGCUUACCCAAAUUGUUGAUGAUACAUCCAGAAAGGUGAAACUGGUGGAAGGGGUUGUCAGGAGGCGGGAAAGCAUUGGUGGUUAGUAAAAUGUUUACCUAUAUUGCUUUGAAUUUUAACAGAAAGUUGUUAGAUUUUAAGUGUUAAUCUGAUCAUUGGCAAUGGCAUUAAUGUCGAUGUCUGCAAUAUGGAAAAUGUACAUUAUUGUGUAUAAUAUGUGGUAGAAAUGGGUUCUUUCUCCACAAAUUUUUGAUGGUCAUGGAAAACCAGAAAAGGUGGCCAUAUUCAAUACAGUCGGCCACUAAAUGACACUUCGCUGUAUAUCAGUUUUUACUUAGGGAGAUGAUAGUUUUUUGUCAUCAAUAACAUUUGUUUUCUUUAAUAGAUAAGCUAGACAAAUAAUUUUUGUAUAUUCAGUUUAAUGGCAUUAAAUAAAUAAAUAGAAUUUCGUAUC